AUGUCUACAAGCAUGGAGUUUGGAAGGGCUUGGGCCUACUAUAGAGACACCUGCCGCCCCUCUUGACUUGAAUAGUGACCCGGACCGGACGAACAGCUGAUUCCCGUCCAGCCUUUAAAUAUCUUCCGGACCGGGUUAACCCAGGCAUAGUGGCUUCAUAAGGGCGGACCGGUACAUCAGCUCACAUCGUAGUUACACCUGUCCCGGUCCGUUCUCCCAGUCCCGUCGGCCAGUGGGCCUGAAGCCUUCACGUCACUGCGUGGCAGUUCAGUUCAGUUGCUAAUGGUGUGUGAAGCAGUGAGUGUUCAGAAUGGACACAUUGCUAGGAUACGAGGAAUUCAUGGAGAAUAAUUCUACGCCAGAGCGUAGUAAAAGGGAAGAGGAGAGGGUUGUUAUUAUUCCUCGUAGAGAAAGUCAAGAAGAGGAUUUUAAUUGUAUUCCUUCAAGUGCUAUGGAACAGUAUUUAGCCAAUAGAAGAUGGCCUGAACAAAAUAGUGAGUUUCGUGACCCAUCAAGUGAUAAAAAGAGCUUAGAAUUUACAAGUGAUAAAGUGAAUGAGUUUCGGAAGCAAAGAUACGGCUCGUCUGAGCCGGAAAAUAAGAAAAGUCAGACAACUGAAGAUUAUUUUAAAAUGUUAAAUCAAUCAGGGGGUGUACAGACCCCCUCUCAAGGGGGUGGAGGACAUCACUUUGCCCCACCAGGGAGUGGACGGGGCCCAGAUCUAGGGGCGUAUUCAGGAUAUGCCAUGCGAUAUAAUUAUUGGAAUUAUUACUGGAAUCAUCAAAACUCUCAGAAUCACGCUGACAUCAGGGGCCAUCCAUUACAACCCCCUCACGAGGAGAAUAGGGGCCCUCCCUUUCCAUCCCCUCAUGAUCCAUACAGAGGUCCUCCUAUUCACUCCCCUCAAAAUCAUCUCAGAGCACCCGCAAUGCAUUCACCUCAGGAUUCUAUGAGAAUUGCUCCCAUGCACUCCCCUCAUGAUCAAAUCAGGGGCGCCCCAGUCCACUCCCCACUUGAUCUGGGUAGGGGCACCCCUGCACCGUCUAAUCAACCCCUGGACAAUAGGGGCACUCCAUUCUCACCCCCACCACCGGCCCAGGCUGGCAGGGUUACCAGGACGUUUAGCCAGCACUGGAUAGUAGUUGGAGGCUCACUUAGAGUCCUUCUUCUAGAUUUUGAUGGAAAAUUCAACCUUCUCAUUCCUAAUAUUGAGAUAGGGAAGGCAUUUAGACUGAACCGUGCUGAUGUUGAAGUACAGACUAGGGAUCUUGAGGGUGGUGUUAAACUCACUUUUAUGAAGUUUACCUUUGCUUCUCCAUCACUAGAAAUCAAAGCUCCCGUCCUCAAUGAUAAAACUGUUGGAUUUCAGGUGCUACGGCGGAACGGUGCCUGCGUAUUCCUGAGUCGGAUUUAUAAUAUUCCAACUCUCAAACCUGGGACUGAUGUAAACAAGGAGAGAUUCUGCAGUACAUCUCAACAGGUUGGGAAUAGUUCGAAUGGAUUGUUACAUGUUGGUUCUCCCACCCCUCUCCAAUCCCAUCAUGGUUCUACCAUUCCCAUCCACCAUACUUCCCAUACAUCUAGACACACCUCCUCCCUUCCAACUCCUACAGGCUCCUUACACCAUCAGCCAGUCUCCCUACAUCAGCAACCUGUCUCCCUACAACCUCAGUCAGGCUCCCAUCGAUUUCCCCUCCCUUCCCAUCAACCUGGAGGCUCCCCCCUCCAAUCUGCUAUAUUAAGUCAGCAGGGACAACGUGUCCCCUUGUAUCCCCCUACCUCUAGCUAUACACCAAACCCAUAUCCAGUCAUUCUACAACAACAACAACCUGCUGUACAACAACAACAACAACCGCAUUUACGAGUAGAUGUACCAGUGCUCCCGCCAAUAUCAAGUCUGAAAAACAACAUUAAGGAAUCUGAAUCCGAAGUGAACUAUAGUAUCCUGACAAACUUUAACGAAAUCUACGCCGAGCUGAGUAAGGAGAACCUGGAGAAGAUGGUCACUUGCUCCUACUGCCCAAGGAGAUUCCAGUUUGUUUCUGUUCUUUUGGAGCAUAUGUUCUCACAUAUAUCCAACGUUGAGAAGAUUGCCACCAUGAAAAUGAACAUCUGGGUUUCAAAGCGUAAUCUCAAAUGUACGCAAAACGGUUGUAAGAAUAAGUUUGCGUACACCCUGGACUAUACUAAACAUCGUGACGCACACGAGUACGAGGGUUUAACCUGCGGGGUAUGCCGGUCACUGCAGACUAGUCCUGUCACGUACGCGCGUCACCUGAGAGCAGAACAUGAAGCAUUUCUGUUUCUUAAGGAAACGCAAGCUGAGGAUACGAUACAGACUAAGCAGAUGGAGCCUUCAAGUCCUGUUAUUAGUGAGGCGAGAAGCCCCCUAUUCCAACAUAAUUCUAUUGGAUGUACUGAUGUAAAAACCCCUCAUUCUGCGCCUGGUAUGCUUGCCUCGCCUCAGUCUUACCAUGUUCCGCCUUCCCCCCAGCAACCAUUUUCCGCUCCGCCCUCCGCCUGUUUCCUAGAGGAGGCGGAGCUCCCUCCCAUUCAGCAUAUGCCAAACCUUGUGGAGGGUGGGCAGCCUCAACUUGGAGGUCAUGAGCUCCCACACAUCGGGCUUUCAGGGCAUAUCCAACCUAACCUAGAUCUCAAUCAACAAGUUAAUGGUAUGAUCCAACCAGUCCACAAUCAACCCGUACUUGCUCCUACUCACAUCGUACAUGGAGUAAACUCCGGGCCCAGGAUACCACAGAUGGAACUGCAUUCGCCGUCCCAACCAGAAAGAUGGAGAAGGACGUCCCCUUCAUCCAACCACGUGGUGUAUACUCAAAACCACGCCUCACCAGCCAACCAGGCGGAUUAUGACCAUGCCUCCCCAGCCACCCAGAUGGGUUAUACACCCAACCACGCCUCCCCGGCCGUGGUCUAUAAUUCUGAUCAUGCCUCCCCAGCCAACCAGGCGGGUUACGAUCACGCCUCCCCUGUUACGCAGGUGGUGUACACAUCUGACCACGCCUCCCCUGCUAACCAGGCGGUAUCUGAAGAAGAAAAUAUCAUGGAUUUAAUCAAGGAUCUUGAAAGCUUUGAACACAACCCCCCUGAGCCUAGUCCCGUAACCUCUCACCCCUCGGAGAACUCUGUCUGUUCUGAUCUAAGCCUGGAGAAGGAACGAACCCAACCCUAUCUAAGCCUGGAGAAAGAGCGACCCCAACCCUCGGAUGCUCAGAUCCUGGCGGACCUGGAGACAGAGAUGAAGGAGAACCAGACCAGAGAUUACAAAUCCUUCGAAGAUUCAGCUCGCGACUUCAAACCUUUCGAUCAAUCGAGACAAUUUGGAGGAAACAGACCGUUUGAGAACACUCAACAUUUUCAAACAACUGCUGGGGGACAGUUUCAAGUGUAUCCUCCAGGUAAAUGGUUUUUUUUCUUUUUCUAA
Molecule: messenger RNA, 3442 nt
Organism: Eurytemora carolleeae
Lineage: Eukaryota; Metazoa; Arthropoda; Copepoda; Calanoida; Temoridae
Exons: 14
Coding region: 311-3442 (1043 amino acids)
Source: RefSeq, a predicted model, not a curated record